Molecule: messenger RNA, 3282 nt
Organism: Thermothelomyces thermophilus ATCC 42464
Lineage: Eukaryota; Fungi; Ascomycota; Sordariomycetes; Sordariales; Chaetomiaceae
Exons: 8
Coding region: 1-3282 (1093 amino acids)
Biological process (GO): positive regulation of GTPase activity
Cellular component (GO): cytosol; mitochondrion
Molecular function (GO): guanyl-nucleotide exchange factor activity
Source: RefSeq, a predicted model, not a curated record
AUGCGUCGUUUACCGAGGUUACCGACACCCGCCUCGGCGGGUCUCGUCCCGACGUCGACGUCAGCCGGCCCCCUCCGUGCGUGUGCGCCGGCGGCGACCAUCUCGUCGAAGACGCCGGCUCCCACCAUUACGACACAGAACAGGCAAUCCCGCCGCUACCUCUCGACGACCCCCGUCCGGCUUCAGGCCCAGAACGCGACCGAGGCUUCCCCCGAAGCGGUUGAGGGAUUCAGCGAAGACUACCUUCCCUCCUACCGGCCCCGGAUUAGAACGCAACUAGUCUACCCGCGCGGUGUAUCCAUCGCCCAGCCGGCCGAGGACGUCUCGGAUCUGUCCUACACACCCGCCGAGUCGGCUGAAGGUCUCGAAGAGGUCGGCGGCGUCGCCGACUGGUGGGACGAGCCGACGCACUGGGGCACCGAGGGCGGCGUGGCGCAGUAUGUGCAGUCGGUCGUCGGACAGUUCGGCCCCGCCGAAAAGGUCACCGACCCGGCGGUGCUCGAGGUGCUGGCCAAGAGGGCGAUCGUGGAGGCGCUCGUUGUGGCGCGGUUCGCGGGCGCCGAGAAGAGGAAGGCGGUCGACCGGCUCUUUGCGCACGCCAGCGGGACGGACCGGCUGGGCAAGAUUGUCAGGGCCGAGGUGGUCGCCAAGGAGGACGGGACGGCGACGCUGAAGGAGGCCGCCGACUGGACCCGGGUGUGGGACGUGCUCAAGUCGGCGGUGAAAAAGGCGCGGCAGCAACAGCAGCAGCAGCAGCAGCAGCCCGAGCAGAACAAGGCGGAGGGGGAGACGGCCGAGGCCGCGGAGGCUGAGUCUCAGGAGACUGCGGUGGCACAAACCGAGGCCAAGGAAGCAGCUCCUGCUCCGCAGCUGACACCAAAGAUGGCCAAGAGCCUGAUGGGAACCUGGAACAAGGACUGGAAGAAGGCCGAGUUGAGGGAUCCAGUGGUUAAGUUUUAUGCUGUCAAGCGCAUCCAGCAACUGACGGGACACCGGAUUCCCGACGGCAAGCUCGUUAGCAUCCGCACCAUCGACAGCCUCGUGAAGCAGCUCAUCGAACCGCCCAAGCCGAAGAAGCUCGCCGAGCUCGUCGAGCAGGAGGCCUUGUUCAAGGGCCUUCCAAACGUCCGUGUGUUCCCCAGGAGGGUGACGCCGAUCGACAGGGAGCAGAUGGUGGGUCGCUGGAAGAUUAUCGUCAAGGAGCUCGAGGACCGCGGUCUGCCCGUCACUGGCACGGGCGACUAUGGUCCGCCGAUCGAGAAGAGGUGGAUCGAGGGGCGGAACAACUUGUUCGUUGCUGCCCUGCUUCGCAGCUCAAAUGGAGGGGUGGCCGAGCGCACAGAGCAGUUGAAAGAAGUCCUUUUUGGGCUUCACAAGGAGGCUGAUAAUAGUGAUCGGGCUGCCGUGGUCGAGGCUCUUGCCGACGGUGCCAGAGAUGCAUCCUGGAGGUUGCCUCUCGGAGAGUCAGGGCUUCUCGACUUUGUCCUCUCCUCCGUGCCUGUCAAGGAACCCCGACAUCCCCUGAACAAGCACGCCCUCCGCUUGGUUGGCAAUGCUUGUGCAGACUGCGACGAGAAUCGAGCACGCGUUGUCAGCUCUGGAGCGCUCCGCACCUUCAUUAUGUACAUCAUCGAGGAUCCCAGCGAGGAUGACCUUCUCCCGUUCGCCACCGCAGCAGCACUGAACUUGUGUCUGGAGUACAAUGCCGAGCCCAAAACCGCCAACCCGAACACGCCCGCACUGCUCCUUGGACUCGCGACUAGCGAGCGAUACGAUGCCGACUUGGAGUCCUUCAUGGAGAUUUGCACGCCUGCCCUGGCCUAUCUGACAUUCCAGGAUUUCCAACGAGUUCUUUUGCAGAACGGAGGGAUUGAGCUGCUGCAGCUUGCCUUCUACCAGCUGUACACACGCUUCGACACGACCGAGGCCGCCUCUGAUACCGCCGAUCAGCUCAAGCAGACCUUGGUCGACUGGCUGAGCUUGUCAUCGCCGCUCGUCGGCCUCCAGACAGCAGCUUGCCUCUCCCUCGGCAACCUCAGCCGCUCUGAUGAGUCGAGCAUCAGCCUCGUCCCAAGGGUCCGAAGAUCGCUGGUUGAAAUUGUUUCUCGCGCCACGCCUCCCGCUCUUUCAUCUCGCCCUACCCCAGAGACCCCCCGGCCUCCUCUGCAGCUUACCCACGCGGCCCUGAGCUUCCUCAAGAACCUCGCCAUUCCCCAGGUCAACAAACCCAUCCUGGGUGCCGCCCUGCUUGACCCGGGAAACCCCUUCCUCCCGCGCCUGUGGACCUCGACUCGCACCCAGCCCCAGCUCCAGUUCGCCGCCGUGUCCCUGACCCGCCUCCUCCUGGCCAACUGCCCCGUCAACAUCCGCCACAUUUGCGCGCCCACCACAGCCAGCAACACCCGAGGUACCACCAGCAGCAGCAGCAGCAAGAGCGACAACAACGGCAGUAAGAGCAACCUCGCCUUGCUCACCACGACCGCCGCCUCCGCCGACGAGGAUCCGAUCAAGGUCGAAGCCGCCCGCGCGGCCAGCCAGGUCUGCCGCGCCCUCCACUCCGUCCCGGUGACCGACGUCCUCGACCCGUCCUGGACGUGGCCUUCCUCCACGGACCCGGCCCGGGCGACCGCAGACGAAGAAGAAGAACGCGCUCCCGCCGACGCCGAGGCCGACGACGCGCUCCGGGCCCGCUUCUACGCCGCCCACGGCCCCGCCAGCAUCGCCCCGUCCCUGCACCACCUCCUCACCCACCCGCGCUUCCCGGCCCUCCGCUCGGAAGCCGUCUUCGUCCUGGCGCUCAUGAGCCGCUCGCCCGAGGGCGCGCGGGCGGCGCUGCAGGUCCUGCGGCACAACGCCGCGCAGACCGCCGGCGGCGGCGGGGCGGGUUGGCAGGCCGUCGCCCGGGCCAUCACCGGUUCCGAAUCGGAAGAGUUGGCGGCUGCCCUGGAGGGUUCUUCGACGGCAUCCCUGCGGGUCGAAGAGGCGGGGGCGGAUGGGAAGAAUGAGGGUGGGGAGCGAGGUAAGGAAGGUGAGGACGGAGGCGGAGAGGUGACUGUUGAGAGGCUCAGCCUGGAGCCGCAGCUGGUCGAUGUCCAGGGCCACAAACAGCAGCAACCUGCCCGGGUGGCUCGGAUGGACCGCGAGAACGCAAUGGUGCUCGUCGCCGAACUGCUGAGGCGGUUUCCCGAGGCACUGUCGAGCCUGCGGAAGCCGCUGGAAGGUCUCCUGAGGAAGGGCGGCGAGUUGGUGGCGAAGGACCGAGGAGGACAGGAACAGCAGUGA